Molecule: messenger RNA, 1548 nt
Organism: Sorex araneus (European shrew)
Lineage: Eukaryota; Metazoa; Chordata; Mammalia; Eulipotyphla; Soricidae
Gene: OC90
Product: otoconin 90
Exons: 13
Coding region: 1-1548 (515 amino acids)
Biological process (GO): phospholipid metabolic process; arachidonate secretion; lipid catabolic process
Cellular component (GO): extracellular matrix
Molecular function (GO): calcium ion binding; phospholipid binding
Source: RefSeq, a predicted model, not a curated record
AUGAAGCCAGACUCCAAACAGAGUAUGCAUGCCAAGGAGAAGCCAAAGGACCGUUUCUCUGUUCCUCCAGGGUCUCUCUCAGCGCGAGGCUUCCCUGGGGAAAUUAGGAAAGAAAGCUGCUCCAGUGGACAGGAUUUCCCCAUCCUUUGUUCUCCUGCUAUGAUUGCCCUUCUCUUCCUGAGUAUCCUGACUGCCCCACGUGCUGGGGGCCACACUCUGGACACCCCCCAACUACCAAGGGAGCUGUCGCCGGGAUUCUCAAAAGAUAUCAAUGUCACAUUCUUCAAUGGGGUGUUUAAAAAUGUGGAGAGUGUGGCUGAAAUUUUUGACUGCCUGGGCUCCCACUUCACCUGGCUGCAGGCUGUCUUCACCAACUUUCCCGUGCUGCUACAGUUUGUGAAUGGCAUGAGGUGUGUGGCUGGUCUCUGCCCCAGAGACUUCGAGGACUAUGGCUGUGCCUGCAGGUUUGAGAUGGAAGGGUUGCCCGUGGAUGAGACUGACAGAUGUUGCUUCCAGCACCGCAGGUGUUAUGAGGAGGCUGCUGAGAUGGAUUGUCUCCAAGAGUCUGCCAAGCUCCGCACAAAUGUCAACUGCAUCAGCAAGACGAUCACAUGUGAGUCCAAGGACCCUUGUGAACGUUUGCUCUGUACCUGUGACAAAGCUGCCAUCGAGUGCUUGGCUCAGUCCAAUGUCAAUGCUUCCCUGAAUCUUCUGGACACCUCUCUUUGUCUGCUUCAGCCUCCAGAGACAACUAGCAGCAAAGAAUUGACCACACUUCUGUCCAAAGGGGUUCCUCUGGAGCCUACAGACACCAGCCUGGUGGCGCUCUCAGGAGAAGGAUCAGCAGAGAUUGUGGUCACAGUUCAAGGGGUCUCUGAUGUCCCCACCAGCACCCAGUCUUUGAGUUCAGCCGUGUCUUCUGUCAAAGGUGGCCCUGGGAAGACUACUGGAAGAGCCUGUGACCGACUCACCUUCCUGCAGCAGGAAAAUGGGGGCAACAUGCAGGGGUCCCCUCGACUGGGAGAGAUGCUCUUUUGCCUGACGUCCCGGUGCCCGGAGGAAUUUGAGUCUUAUGGCUGCUACUGUGGGCAAGAAGGACGAGGAGAGCCCAGGGAUGCUCUGGACAGAUGCUGCUUUUCCCACCACUGCUGCCUGAAGCAGGUGAGGAGGCUGGGAUGCCUGCCAGAGAGGCUUCCUCCAUCACGGGUAGUGUGUGAGGACAGCACGCCCAAGUGUGUGGGGCAGAGCCUGUGCGCGAAGCUGCUUUGUGCCUGCGAUGAGACAGCGGCCCAGUGCAUGGCCUCUGCCUUCUUCAACCAAAGCCUCAAGUCGUCGGGCCGCCAACAGUGCCAGGGCCACCAGCUCUCCUGUGCAGACAGCGUGCACGGAGGGGCUUCUGUGCCCUUCUUGGGCUCCAGCUCUGAGGAGGUCAGUGAAGAAGAGAGGCCCCAGGCGGAGGGCCUGAGAAGAACGAGAAGAUUUCUGGGCAACUCACUUGGUCUCAAGGGGACCAGACCACAAUACGGUCCUGGGCAGAUCCACAGAUAA